AUGGGGGUUCCUUCCUGGGACGACAUCGUUUUGAUCGAACACGGGAAGAAUCCCGGCGACCCGACUGUUGUCACGGUCAACUGCCCCGAUAAGGCUGGUCUUGGGUGUGACCUCUGUGGGAUUGUUCUCGAGUUUGGACUCUAUGUCACCCGAGGAGAUUUCACUACUGAUGGGAAAUGGUGUUACAUUGUGCUGUGGGUUGUUCCCCGUCCAAGCUCUAUAAAAAUUGAUUGGGAUAGCUUGAAAAACCGGCUUCUAUCUGCUUGCCCAUCAUGUAUGAUUUCUUUUUACUUAAAUCAACAAACCGGUCCUUCGCCUCCUCCCGCAGUGUACCUUCUGAAGGUUUUUUGCUUGGAUAGGAAGGGACUCUUACAUGAUGUUACAAAACUCCUCUGUGAACUCGAACUAACCAUUCAAAGAGUUAAAGUUAUGACAACUCCAGAUGACAAAGUAUUAGACCUUUUCUUCAUCACUGACACCAUGAAUUUGUUGCACACUCCAGAAAGACGGACUGAAACAUGCAGGCAUCUGGAACUUGUUUUAGGCAAUUAUUGUAUCAGUUGUGAAAUUGCACUAGCUGGGCCUGAAUACGUCGGUCAGCAGGAAAUCUCUUCUUUACCGCCAGAAGUUAUGGAAGAUUUAUUCAGUUGUAAUUUGUCCAACAAAGAGUCUUCUUCAGAGGGUGUCACUUCCAGCAUGGCAAGAGCAAGAAAAAGCACAGUGACAGUGGAUAAUACAUUGAGCCCAGUGCAUACUUUGCUUCAAAUACAAUGCAGUGAUCAGAAGGGCCUCAUCUAUGACAUUUUGAGGACGUCCAAGGAUUUUGAUAUUCAGAUUUCUUAUGGAAGAAUUUCUACUAGUGCCAAAGGACAAAGAAACAUGGACCUGUUUGUUCAGAAAAAAGAUGGCAAAAAGAUUUUAGAUCAUGAGGAUCAGGUUGCUUUAUGUUCUCGCCUAAAGGAAGAGAUGCUUCAUCCAUUAAGAGUCACCAUUACCAGCCGAGGGCCUGAGACAGAACUCCUGGUUGCUAAUCCUGUCGAAUUAUCUGGAAAAGGAAGGCCUCGUGUUUUUUAUGAUGUUACAGUUGCUCUUAAAGCACUUGGAAUCUGCAUAUUCUCGGCUAAGAUUAAUCGGCAUUCGACGCCUGAUAGGCAGUGGGAAGUAUACAGAUUUCUUUUGGAAGAGAGCAGAAAAUUCCCAUUAGCCAGCAGGCGAGCUCGAAAUGAGAUAGUAGAGAAAGUCAAAGGAACACUAAUGGGCUGGUUAUAA
Molecule: messenger RNA, 1269 nt
Organism: Oldenlandia corymbosa var. corymbosa
Lineage: Eukaryota; Viridiplantae; Streptophyta; Magnoliopsida; Gentianales; Rubiaceae
Source: the annotation of a GenBank genome assembly